AUGGGACUGGGCGGCGUGGAGCAGGAGGCGGCGCUUGUUGGGGAGGCUUGGGCCGCCCAGGAGCCCACGGAGCAGGAGGAGGCUCAGGUGGAUUGCAACAAAGGGGUGACAGGCACCAUCUAUGAGUAUGGAGCCCUCACCCUCAACGGCGAGGAGUACAUCCAAUUCAAGCAGUUUGCAGGCAAGCACGUCCUGUUUGUCAAUGUGGCCACCUAUUGAGGCUUGGCAGCUCAGUGUCCUGAACUGAAUGCACUACAGGAGGAGCUGAAGAAUUUUGGUGUCAUUGUGUUGGCCUUUCCCUGCAACCAGUUUGGAAAACAAGAACCAGGAACAAACUCAGAAAUAUUUGUUGGUCUCAAGUAUGUGCGUCCAGGUAGUGGCUUUGUCCCCAGUUUCCAGCUCUUUGAGAAAGGGGAUGUGAAUGGAGAAAAAGAACAGAAGGUCUUUACUUUCCUGAAGAACUCCUGCCCUCCGACCUCUGAUCUUUUGGGCUCAUCAAGCCAACUCUUCUGGGAGCCCAUGAAGGUCCAUGAUAUCCGCUGGAACUUUGAGAAAUUUCUGGUGGGGCCCGAUGGAGUCCCUGUCAGCUGGUUCCACCAGGCUCCAGUCAGCACAGUCAAGUCAGACAUCCUGGAGUACCUAAAGCAGUUCAAUACCCACUUGGAAGGGCUGGCAACUGACAGAACUACCCUGUCUCCCACCUGCAGGAAUGUCUAA
Gorilla gorilla gorilla (western lowland gorilla) is the source of this 717-nucleotide messenger RNA. RefSeq names its product glutathione peroxidase 6 (gene GPX6). Gene Ontology annotation, biological process: response to oxidative stress. NCBI's taxonomy places the organism in Eukaryota, Metazoa, Chordata, Mammalia, Primates, Hominidae. Gene Ontology annotation, molecular function: glutathione peroxidase activity. The record is from RefSeq and is a predicted model, not a curated record.